Molecule: messenger RNA, 1011 nt
Organism: Acanthosepion pharaonis
Lineage: Eukaryota; Metazoa; Mollusca; Cephalopoda; Sepiida; Sepiidae
Source: the annotation of a GenBank genome assembly
AUGCCGCCUCACCUAUCGUCUUCCGCCUUGCUAUCCUCUUCUGCCUCACCCUAUCUUCUUCCGCCUCACCUAAUCCUUUCCGCCCAUCCUCUUCCGCCUCACCUGAAAUCUAUAUUUAUGCCUCCACCUGCUAUCCUAUUUCACCUGCUAUCCUCUUCCGUCUCACCUGCUAUCCUCUUCCGCCUCACCUGCUGCUAUCUUUCCGUCGUUUUAUCCUCUUCCGCCUCACCUGCUAUCCUCUUCCGUCUCACCUUUCAAUCAUUCCGCCUCACCUGCUAUCUUCCGUCUCACCUGCUAUCCUUCCUUCUAUCCUCUUCCGCCUCACCUGCUAUCCUCUUCCGUCUCACCUGCUAUCCUCUUCUGCCUCACCUGCUAUCUGCUAUCCUAUUCCGUCUCACCUUUUCACCUGCUAUCCUCUUCCGCCUCACCUGCACCUGCCUCAUCCUCUUCCGCCUCACCUGCUAUCGUCUUCCGCCUCACCUGCUAUCCUCUUCUGCCUCACCUGCUAUCUUCUUCCGCCUCACCUGCUAUCCUUUUCCGCCUCACCUGCUAUCCUCUUCCGCCUCACCUGCUAUCCUCUUAUGCCUCACCUGCUAUCCUCUUCCGUCUCACCUGCUAUCCUCUUCCGCCUCCCCUGCUAUCCUCUUCCGCCUCACCUGCUAUCCUCUUAUGCCUCACCUCAUCCCUAUUCCGCCUAUCCUUCCGUCUUGCUAUCCUCUUCCGCCUCACCUGCUAUCCUAUCCUCUUUCCGCCAUCCUCUUCCCUCACCUGCUAUCCUCUUCCGCCUCACCUAUGCCUCACCUGCCAUCCUCUUCCGUCUCACCCUCUCCACACCGUGCCAUCCUCUUCCGUCUCACCUGCUAUCCUCUUCCGUCUCACCUGCUAUCCUCUUCCGUCUCACCAACCAUCCCUCUUCCGCCUCACCUGCUAUCCUCUUCCGCACCUGCCAUCCUCUUCCGCCUCACCUGCUAUCCUCUUCCGUCUCACCUGCUAUCCUCUUCGCCCUUUUAA